GCUUCAGGAGCACAAGCAAGGCUGGUAAAGUCAAACAAGCUGACAGAGGAUCACUUAUUACGAAAUCAUCUCUUGCUGCCUACUUCUAGAAGAUCCUAAGACAAGAUGAAGGCUCUGAUUAUAACUGCUGUCAUCUUGACUUUCACUGCUUGCUUCUUGUCAACUGAUGCACAUAAGCGAAGAAGCCACAAAGAGUCUAGUGAAAGUGUUGAACAGCAUUUGAAACUAAGGAAAAAAACUGAAAAAUCUGAACAAGGCCUUGGAAAUCCACGUGGUCCCCAUGGAUGUGGUACUCGAAAACACUGCAAAGGUCACAGAUUCUCACAGUCCUACUGUUUCCACUCACAAAGCAAAGCCUCCGAGCCUGGGAAAAACACAAAUUAUCAAGUCCCACAGGUCACUUCUAGUGCUCCUGCAGAUGAAAUUAAAACAGCCACAACCCCUGCUGCUGCUGCUGCUGCUGCUACUACCACUUCCACCACUGGCAGAACUGAUGGCACUACAUCUAGCACCCUCCAACCAGACCCUGCUGCCCCUGAGGCUGGCACUACCAUUGCCCCCGAGGCUGGCAGUACCAUUGCCCCUGAGGUUGGCACUACUGCUGCCCUUGCAGUUGGAACUACUCCUGCCCCUGUGUCUGGCACCAGCAGUGACCAAACACCUGGCACUACAGUUUCUAGUCAGCAACAGCAGCUUCAGUAAAUUUUACUGAAGACUGCAAAUCUU
This is a messenger RNA of Erinaceus europaeus (western European hedgehog), 726 nucleotides long. Its product is annotated as mucin-5AC-like. Lineage: Eukaryota; Metazoa; Chordata; Mammalia; Eulipotyphla; Erinaceidae. The coding region runs from base 106 to 702 and encodes 198 amino acids. The record is from RefSeq and is a predicted model, not a curated record. The transcript is spliced from 4 exons.